Messenger RNA from Labeo rohita (rohu), 2921 nucleotides. It is a transcript of the gene rxrab, whose product is annotated as retinoid x receptor, alpha b. Gene Ontology annotation, molecular function: nuclear steroid receptor activity; retinoic acid-responsive element binding; nuclear receptor activity. The transcript is spliced from 12 exons. Lineage: Eukaryota; Metazoa; Chordata; Actinopteri; Cypriniformes; Cyprinidae. Gene Ontology annotation, cellular component: nucleus; RNA polymerase II transcription regulator complex. Gene Ontology annotation, biological process: anatomical structure development; cell differentiation; response to retinoic acid. Bases 257 to 1768 code for a protein of 503 amino acids. The record is from RefSeq and is a predicted model, not a curated record.
GUGAGUGAGCGAGCGCUCUCGCGGAGUUACAAACUGGAUGGAGCCGAUUGAAGUAGAUACUUUAGUUAUAUUAAGUGGAUUCUGACAGCGGAUCUCUGGCUUCAGUCUGACGACGUUUCCUACUGGAUCUUAUAGCGUGCCCACUGGGGGAAAAUAAAUCACUAUCUGCAAGAAACAUAGCUGGCAUGCGCUAAUAUGGAAACCAAACCAUUCUUGUCUCUAGCACUGCCCUUUGGAUGCAACAGAAGAUACUUGCAUGUUUUCCCGGCUCCUGAAAAACCCCUGCUCAGUAGCGCCGCCGUGUUUGCGGAGCCGGCCGGGCGACGCUGGCAGUUCGCCCAAUGGCUGCUCCGGCUUCACGGGUGCAUACCCGCUACAGCAGCGCAGGAUAUCCACAGACUCCUCCGGUCAGCUCUCGUCGUCUCCUCUGAGCUCCUCCGCGGGUCACCGAGGCAUCACUAACCACCCUCUCCACCCUCCCCUGCUAAGCCCAUCCGCCAUGAGCUCCAGCCCGGGUCAGCUGCACUCGCCCAUCAGCACCCUCAGCUCACCCAUCAACGGCCUACCUUCACCGUUCCCCGUCAUCAGCUCGCCCAUGGGCCAUCCCUCCAUGAGCGGCCCGUCCUCCACCGGCAUGACCUUCAGACCCAGUCUGAGCCCACAGCUGAGUUCACCCAUGAAUGCAGUCAACAGUUCGGAGGACAUUAAACCCCCUCUGGGUCUGAACGGGGUGAUGAAGGUCCCAGCGCAGCCCACAGGCACAUCCCUCUCCCUCACUAAACACAUCUGUGCCAUUUGCGGAGACCGUUCAUCAGGUAAACACUACGGGGUGUACAGCUGUGAGGGCUGUAAGGGCUUCUUCAAGAGAACGGUGAGAAAGGAUUUGACGUACACUUGCCGAGACAACAAGGACUGUAUAAUUGACAAACGCCAACGCAACCGCUGCCAGUACUGCCGCUAUCAGAAGUGCUUAGCCAUGGGAAUGAAGAGAGAAGCCGUUCAGGAGGAGCGGCAGCGGGCGAAGGAGCGGAGCGAGGGUGAGUUCGGCAGCUGUGCCAACGAGGACAUGCCCGUGGAGAAGAUUCUGGAAGCCGAACUGGCAGUGGAACCAAAGACGGAGACCUACGUGGAGGCCAACCUGAGUGCGCCUGCCAAUUCUCCAAAUGACCCAGUUACAAACAUCUGCCAAGCAGCUGACAAGCAACUCUUUACCUUAGUGGAGUGGGCCAAGCGGAUACCUCACUUUUCUGAUCUCCCGCUGGACGAUCAAGUCAUCCUCCUGCGAGCAGGCUGGAAUGAACUCCUGAUCGCCUCUUUUUCGCAUCGUUCCAUAGCAGUGAAAGAUGGGAUAUUAUUAGCUACAGGCCUUCACGUCCAUAGAAACAGCGCACAUACUGCUGGUGUGGGAGCCAUCUUUGACAGAGUGCUGACGGAGCUUGUGUCAAAGAUGAGAGACAUGCAAAUGGACAAGACUGAACUUGGAUGCCUGCGGGCCAUUGUUCUCUUCAAUCCAGAUUCAAAAGGCCUGUCUAAUCCAUCAGAAGUGGAGGCAUUGAGGGAAAGAGUGUAUGCAUCUCUAGAGGCCUACUGUAAACACAAAUACCCUGAUCAGCCUGGGAGAUUCGCCAAGCUGUUACUGCGUCUGCCUGCCCUGCGCUCCAUCGGCCUGAAGUGUCUUGAACAUCUCUUCUUUUUCAAGUUAAUCGGAGACACACCCAUCGACACUUUCCUAAUGGAAAUGCUCGAAGCGCCACACCAAAUGACAUAAGGGAAUGAUUUCAUGUCAUCUCCGCCCCUCUGACAGAGGGUGCUGCCCGUGUACAGAACACUACAGGAGGCCGGAGGACACAUCUCUGAUCUCACAGGAGAGGACUGAGCUACCUUGGCGCUUCAUCAGAAACAUUGUGCAAUCCACGAAAUACUGCGUAAGCGCUCAUUAUGGAAUAUACCACGCGGGAUGGAUGAAGUGAGGUUUUUUCCAGGUUUGCAUGCACGUUUGGGAAGUCUCACGGAGUUCUGGAGUUUUCGGUUUUUCAUUUCUUCUGCCUUACAGAGGUCUACCUCUGCUUUCCAUUGAGUACACAGCCAAACCGCCUCAUCUCUGAACUCACAAUCAUUGUGCUGUGAAUAUUCAGAUUUCAUGAGAGGAAACAAAAUACCUCGGAUGCACUUCUUCAUGCAGCUGUCCUUAAAAAACACAUUACUGUAUCUGCCAUUGGAAGCUCUUGCUCAAACUGCGCAGUUAACAGGACCAUUUUUCCAGGCACUUAGAAAUGGCUUCUAUAAGCGGUAUUGUCAUACGUCAGGAUUCUGAGGAAGAGGAUAAAACUGCACUCAGUUUGGCUUGAAGUCCUUUUCUUUUUGGAAGAUAUACGGGCCUAUGAAUAACAGAAAGUUCUAAAAAGAAUGAAAAGCAGGUGUACUCCUGGCUGAACUCGCGCUGGAUGAAAAUACAAUGAUUUAUUGUUAGAAUUGUGUAAAAGAAAAAAGCGGAAGAUUUUUCAUGAUGUUUUGCCUCUAUAAUUCAGCAUAAAUAUGUAUUAAGUAUUUCCAAAGAUUUUCAAUAAUGUUUAUAUAUAUCAUCUGAUAAUUCCCAGCAAGUGGGUGUUUGCGAUUUGAAAAUAUGCAACGAGUUAAAGGAAUCCAGAUGAUAGUCUGGCCUCAGGGAAUCGUGAGGUUUGGGAAGUGCCAUGCCUGUCCCCUAUUGGAAAAGUUGUGACAUUGCAGCUGCACUCAUUUGCUAUUACAUGAAAAUGCUUGGCAAACAUUGCAAAACAACCAUUUCUAAGCCUCAGGUUGAUACAAAUGCAAUUUUUGGUUCUGUUGUGCAGUCUUAUCUGGGUCAUAAGGAAGAAACUGUAAUAAUUAUAGAUUUCAUAACAUUUGUAUUGACGCAUCAAACCUCAAUUGCAGAUUGAACC